AUGAAGACCACCUCUACCGUCAUUGCCUAUGUGGCGUUGCUUUCUGGUGUACUUGCGAUAGACUUUAGUGGUUACUCUCCUCAAAAAGGAGUUCAGGCCGAAUUCGAGCCAUUCCUCAAAGCACUCGUAACGGCUGCCGAAGAUCCAGCUGCAACGACUGAAUACACAGAUUACUUCACCAAAGAUGGCAUGCAGACCACCCUAACCAUCCACUGUGUAGGAGCCGCAGCAAUCACAAAAUGCAAGAACGGAUUUUUGCCCACCGACGGCAGCAAGAAGUACAAAACUCGUUACACCGUGCUCAAGACUACGGAAGGCGAGAACGAGCCGCCGAAUUUGACGCCUAAGCCACAAGGCCAAGUGUACUGGUACCACGAUUACGUCGUAAUCCCAACCAAUGUUCCUAGCAGCAUCCCAUGCGAUAGCGAGAAGAGCAGUACAGCAAAGCGAGAUCUUCCUCGGUUUGUACCCUCUCCUCUCCCUGCGUUGCUGCCUUCGCAACAAAGGAGCAAGCUCGCACAUGCUUUCUGCAAUAUCCUUUCGCCUGAACAGAAGCGCGAAGCCAUGGUCACGAACGGCAGCAGACGCGUUCAUGUGCGAGUACCCGAUCCUAACCUCAAGGGUCUGCAGCGAUAG
Molecule: messenger RNA, 636 nt
Organism: Pyrenophora tritici-repentis Pt-1C-BFP
Lineage: Eukaryota; Fungi; Ascomycota; Dothideomycetes; Pleosporales; Pleosporaceae
Source: RefSeq, a predicted model, not a curated record